Molecule: messenger RNA, 561 nt
Organism: Porites evermanni
Lineage: Eukaryota; Metazoa; Cnidaria; Anthozoa; Scleractinia; Poritidae
Source: the annotation of a GenBank genome assembly
AUGCGCGACGCUGACUGCUGGUCUAAUCACCACCUCAUCAUCUCCAAACUCAACCUCCAUAUUCAGUCGAAGAGAAGGCCCCAAGGGCAGAAGGUCACCAAUCGAGUGAAUGUGACAAAACUGAAAAACACUGAGACUGUAAAUGAUCUUCAGUCAGUUAUGAACAGAAACCUUUCCAACCUCCCCACCCCCUCUAAUGACAUUGAAGAAGCGUUGGCCUCCUUUAGGGACACGGCCCACUCUACUGCCCUCGAAGUCCUCGGUCUGACCACCAGAAACCACCAGACGCCCGUAAUCCAUGUACUACUGGAGGAAAAGCGCCGCCUACUUCGGGCCAACCAUAGCGACCCCUCCUGCCCAGCGGAAAAGGCUGUCUUCACCAACCUGCGCAGCCAGAUACAGACAAAGCUCCGCUCUUUGCAGGACACCUGGAACAGUGCCAAAGCAGACGAGACUCAGGGCUAUGCAGACCGGCAUGAAACCAAGCGGUUUUACACUGCCCUUAACGCUGUCUACGUACGGACCUCAACCCUGCGGGUCUUGCCCCGUCCUUGGACCUGA